AUGUCGGGGCGCGGCAAGGGAGGCAAGGGGCUCGGCAAGGGCGGCGCCAAGCGCCACCGGAAGGUCCUCCGCGACAACAUCCAGGGCAUCACCAAGCCGGCGAUCCGGAGGCUGGCGCGUCGGGGCGGCGUGAAGCGCAUCUCGGGGCUCAUCUACGAGGAGACCCGCGGCGUGCUCAAGAUCUUCCUCGAGAACGUCAUCCGCGACGCCGUCACCUACACCGAGCACGCCCGCCGCAAGACCGUCACCGCCAUGGACGUCGUCUACGCCCUCAAGCGCCAGGGACGCACCCUCUACGGUUUCGGGGGCUAG
Molecule: messenger RNA, 312 nt
Organism: Triticum turgidum subsp. durum (durum wheat)
Lineage: Eukaryota; Viridiplantae; Streptophyta; Magnoliopsida; Poales; Poaceae
Source: the annotation of a GenBank genome assembly